Messenger RNA from Osmia bicornis bicornis, 1030 nucleotides. It is a transcript of the gene Dtwd2, whose product is annotated as tRNA-uridine aminocarboxypropyltransferase 2. The record is from RefSeq and is a predicted model, not a curated record. Lineage: Eukaryota; Metazoa; Arthropoda; Insecta; Hymenoptera; Megachilidae.
GCGCGUCGCAGUUAUUAUGGACUCUGGUGAACUGCGGUAUCAUGCGGUAUAUAAAUAUGCAGUUUCGAUGCCAAGAUGUACUGUUUGUUAUAUUAUACAAAUAUCACUGUUCAGUAUAUAGUAAUGCUUGAUAUUUUUCUUUAACAUAAUUUAAAAUAAUCAUGAAUGAAACCUCAGUGUUGCAAGAAUUAUCAGAAAUUCUUGCUGAUCCUCCUGAGACGAGAAAUAAAUGCACACAAUGCAAAAGACCAGUAGCUGUAUGCUGGUGUCCAGGGUUACCAAAGCACCCUGUGUGUCCUGCAUCAAGGAUAAAUUUACAGCACCCAGCUGAAGUAAAACGCUUGCGAACUGCACCUAUGCUUGCAUUAGGGCUGGAAUCUGGAAAAUGUUUAAUCUUUAGAGGAAAGAAAUUUCCAUUACCAAAGCAUGAAGGUUUAGCAGAAAUUUUAAAUGACAGAAAUACUAUAUUAUUAUACCCAUCUCCAGGUGCUAUACAGCUUGAUGAAUUACAUCCUGUCGGUGUUAAUGGACAAAAACCAUAUAAUCUUGUUUUAUUAGAUGGCACUUGGCCACAAGCAAAGGCAAUAUAUCAUUCAAGUCCAGCAUUAUGUUUUUUACAAGCAUGUAAAUUAGUUGGAGUUCCAACAAGUGAAUAUGUUAUCAGAACACAACCAACUGAAGGAUGUUUGUCUACCCUUGAAACAGGUGCAUUUGCACUUUCCAUUUUAGAAAAUGAUCCAGAGUUGAAGGAUAAAAUGCUUGGACCUCUACAUUAUUUAUGCAGAUUUCAGUUAGAAAAUGGUGCUGUAACUCAUCAAAGUAAAGAAUUUCUUAUUAAACAAAAAGCUUAUCCAAAGCUUAUAGGAAGAAGACUAGCUAAACAAUUACGUAUGUUACCAGAUGAAUCUACAUAACAUUUUCUAUGGAAUAACUUAAGUCAUGUAAAUAAUUAAAAAAUUUUAUUUAGAAGCAUAUUUUUAUAAACAAUACAUUAUUUUACAUUUUUCGAUAAUACACGAAACUCAAAUUU